Molecule: messenger RNA, 3762 nt
Organism: Poecilia reticulata (guppy)
Lineage: Eukaryota; Metazoa; Chordata; Actinopteri; Cyprinodontiformes; Poeciliidae
Product: protein AMBP-like
Source: RefSeq, a predicted model, not a curated record
UCUUAAGUACCAACAAAUUCCCCAUGUGGAAAAUAAUAAACACCGAAGUAAUUAAAUUGGAAAUUAAAGGGUUAAAAUCCUUACAUCAACUGAAGUAGUUUUGAACAAAUCCAAAGUUGACAUUUAAGGGGGAAAAAAUUUAAAAUUUAUUUUAUGUGUACUUGGGAUGGAUAAUUUGCAUUUGUGUCUUAAAUAAAUAAAUUGAAUUACAAUAAAUACUUAAUUUCUAAUCCCAGACACCCGGAUAUAUUGCCUUGUAGUGUGAUGUUGAGGCAGGAUCAAAAUGACAGCCACUUGAGACGUGCACGUCGAGGAUUCAGUUACUGUAUGGCAGUAAUAACAAAGAAAAUGUGCUGGUCAUGAAGGUUAACAGGACCUGGAGCAUGGACAGAGUAAAGGAUGCGGAGCAGAAGAAUCGAACAAAGAAACUGAAAAACCAGGAACUUAACAAGUGAAGUAGGGGAAGAAAAUGACAAAGGAACCAGACGAACUGAUCAGAGGCGACGUGGAACAGCUGUGACAGAAUGAAAGCUGGAAAACUGAGGGAAGGAGACUAAUUAACAGCCGAACAGGACUCAAAGGCUCCACACGAUUGUCAUGCUAGCAGGUAAUAGGAUCCUAAUUAAGAAAUAAACCAAAAGGGAAAAAGCGUCACAAUAAUCUUAGAGAAAUAAAUACAAAUGUAAAGGGAGCAGAACACAAAAACCGAGAAACUAAACGUGAAGAGAUGAAGGAAUGCAGGAACACCUGGGUAACAAUAAUGAAUGGCAAGACCUAAAAAAACAUACUAUUGCUAUACUAUCGAUCAAAACAUUAACCUUUUUUUUCCAUUUUUUUUUUUUUUUGGUUAAAUAAAUAAUGUAUCCCUUGUAAGUAUAAUGCAAUAUAAUUCACUAAGCUUUCAAAACUAAGUAAAGAAAUCUUGAUAAAUCUCAGGAAUGUCCAUCCAGAAACAGAUUAUUUAGUAUGUAGAUCAUUUAGGUUACAGACGCAGAUUUAUUAUUAUUAAUUUGUUUGAAUGUGUCACUGCUGUAUCACGGAAGGCUUUUGCACAAACUCUAAGUGUCCUUUAGAGACCCUCUUGGAGCAGCAAACCAGCCUUUUCCCCACUGACCAGCUGUUAAAACCUAACAGAUAUUGAUUGGUUGCAUGUUUACAGUUAGUUUCAAACUCUGAAGUCCAGGGAUUUAUUUCUGAUUAGUCCGAACAACAAACACUUGAAUGUACAGAAACUGAGACGGAGAUAAAGUCUUUGAAAGCAAAGGGGUGGGAAUUCAAAAAGCAAAUCAUGACGGUUAGGUUUGAAAAGGCCAGUUCUCACUGUAGGAACAGACUUUCAGGAUGCAAAGAGUUGUGUUUCUGGUGCCUCUACUGGUUGUUGGAUCGACAUGGACCCACCAGAUGGACCCAGUGAUAGAAAAUAGUCCAGUAAGACCAAUGGAGAACUUUGAUUUUGAGCAGUUUAUAGGACGAUGGUAUGAAAUGGCUGUGCUGUCUACUUGUCCUCACUACAUGCAGCGCAAGAAGAGAAACCCUGUCAUUGUGGCGCUAGACCUGAAACAUGUUCCUACUCAGCAUAACUUUACAAUGACUUCCUCCACCUUCAAGAAUGGCACAUGUGUGGAGACUUUGACAGUUUAUAGCUUGACCAGCACUCCAGGGCGAUUCUUUCACCAUGUUGCAAGAUUUGGAGCCGAUGUGGAUUCGUUCGUGAUUCGCACAAACUAUGAUGAGUACGCUCUGAUGCUGCAGCUGAGCACAGAGCAACCAUCGGGAAAUAAAACCACCACAGUUAAGCUUUAUGGUCGAACUACGAGUGUUAGUCGUCCUGUUCUUGAUCAAUUUAAUGCACUCAUCAGACAUCAUGAAAUGAGUGAAGAUGCUGCUAUCAUGAACCAACACAAAGGUGACUGUUUUUCAGGUAAACAAUUGAUGGAGAAAACUGCUAACCACCAGGCUUUUGCUCCUCAGAUCUCCAGACAGAAUAUUACAACAGAGGAAAAGCAAAAUGAUGUCUGACCAGGUGACAAAUAACUCAUUGUUAGAAAUUUUAAAAAGCCUCGUCUUGGAUUUGAUUUCUGAUGCAGCUCACAGUCUCUCCAACUUUUUGUUUAUACAUCUUUUAAUAUACAAAGUUCACUUUUGUUUACUUUAGAUUUUCCUCCCAAUUUUAAAUUGGAAAGAACCUAAGUGGUCAACAGUACCACUGUGCUGGAGCAGCUAAAUUAAUUUGCAGAUUUUGUCUGGGACAUAACACAAUUACCCAAUGUUAAAAAAAUGUAUUGUAUUUUAUUUUGUUAUUAUUACUAGUAUUUUUUGUGGUGAAUAGUAUGCAUAAAUUAACACAAUGUCUCAAAAUUCAAAUAGAACUAAAGACAAAAAAUAAUAAAGAACUAUUUGUUUGUAUGAUAUCUGUCUGCUGAACUCUGGAUCCUUUCUAUAUUUGUAAUAUAGCUCAACGCCACAUUGUUCUGAGGAGCUGGUUGAGUAGAAGUUCAACUUCAGCUUCACACGUUGAGCUACUGAGUUUGAGCAUGUUCGGGUGUAGCUAGUGUGGCGCUGGAUAGUGUUAGCGGGGAGACACCAAAGUGUAAUUUAAUGUCGGUAUAAAUCCAGCCGUUCAGUGAAGAUGUCAUGUUAAGGAACAAACGGCAUCAUGAUGGUCGAGGAACACAGCAAACAGAGUGAAGCUGGGUUAGGUUGGAAAACGAUAUUCCAGACCAGAUGCAACAAAGCACACGCUAUACGGGAGCUGCAGAGAUCCUAAGAUCAGUUUGCAGAAUUCUUCGAUAAUCAUGUGUUCUGCAAACUUGUCUUUGGCGGAAGAGUGGCGAGAAAAACGCCGCUGAUAAAAGAAAAUGGUAAGAAGUGUUUACAGAUUGACACGAGUCAUGUAGGAAACAUAGCAAAAUCGAGGAAGAAGUCGUUCUGGUCAUUUGAGGCCAAACUUGAGCUUUAGAGUCUUUAUAUUAUUAAGUUUGGCAGAAAAUUAACCUUCAGUGCACUCCUAACGCACUACCUCCACAAAGACAGAUGGUGGCAGCAUGGCGCCGUAAUUUGUUUUUCUUCAUCAGGGAUAAGGAAAUGCAUGCCACACUUUUCAGAAUUUAACAAAUGUGAAAACUAUGAAUCCUUUUCAUUGCCCUUCACGCUUACGUACUACUUUGUGUUGUUUAACACACAUAAAAUCCCAAUAAACCAGCUUAGUGUUGCAUAAUAAUAAAAUGCAAAACGGUUUAGGGGUUGUGAUAAGUUUGUGUUGUUACGUUGAAGAUUUGACAAAGUAAAGAUUUCAAAAGCAGUGAUCAGAGGAACACAACUGACCCGAUAUGACCAGUAUGUUCACUUUCUGAUCAGCAGGGUGUGCUGUGACAAAAGGAAAUGAACUUUUCUCGCCACAAUGUAGAAAUCGGAACAAGCCAACUCAUGAGCAAACUUCUUAUCACUUUAGAACCAGAAAAAAAAACUGUAAAAAAAUGUAUUGUCAUUUGUUUAAAAAUAUAUAUGCACACUUAUGUCUGUUUACAAUUCUGCUAAAUGAUUCAAUGAAAGCAAGCAUAGUUGUAUUCUGCAAACAUUUUUCCAAACGUGGGAACUAUUACAGAAGAAAAUGUCCAGAUUUGUGCUUCUAAAUCUGAUAGUACUGUCAAAUGUAUAUAAAAAAACAAAGUUUAUGAAAAUCCUGGAUCCUGUUUAUUUAAUAGAAUACCAUCCAUCCAUCCAUCCAUACAUUUUCUAACACCCUUGUCCCUCGGUGGGGUC